Molecule: messenger RNA, 2087 nt
Organism: Owenia fusiformis
Lineage: Eukaryota; Metazoa; Annelida; Polychaeta; Sabellida; Oweniidae
Source: the annotation of a GenBank genome assembly
CCUGGUUGUGUUUAAUUGAUUUUGUUGUUUUGUUUACUUUCUCGCUAGCUCAUAUGCGGCACUUGCUUUACCGAACAAAAUAUCAAUAGGAAUCGAUGCUGAGCCUCUAGUAGACCUAGCAACAACAAUAGCUACACCUGUUUGUUUCUCGACAGAGCCACAAUUCUCAUACUGCAACGACGGAGACAAGUCUAGAUUAAAAUAUGACUUCAGAAGGGAAUUCAAAUCAAACUCGCAGACUGCCAGAUAUUUUAUUUCAAAGAAAACGAAAGAAACUCCCCGGAGGAUCGUAUCCCACGUUUAGCGGUGCGCUAGAAUGGCUGCGUAGGCACAAAGAUGAACUGGAUACGGCACUCAGACUCAUCUCGAUGUAUCCCAAUCUUAUUCAGGAUAAAAGUGCAGACAGUCUUUGGGAGUUUUUGUCGCCGUUGGUAUCACGGAAUGGAUUAGAUUUCGACGGAUUUGGUACAACACAAAAUACUCUUACUCUGCCUGACAUGCACGAUUCAUUAAUGAAUGGCUCAGAAGAUGGCUUUUCUGUGCUAAGGCAGGUCGUUUUAUGCCAUAACGAUCUAGAGGAUGAUUCUCGGUUGAAGACCCAUCUUGACUCGGUCAUUCACGCGCUGCUACCAUGUUUUGCUGUCCGAUGUUUCGCACCCGAAACAGUUAACAUCGUGCCGAAACAAGACAUACUUGAAAACGUCAUGUAUUGCAACGCUUUUAUAUUCAUCAUGAACGAAGUCACAAUUGAUAACGCCUUCUGCCUCCAACUGCUGGACAUCGCUGUCGAAAACAAUGUCCCGAUCGUCUCUAUCCGAGAACCCGGUUUUAAAGUGCCGACUCCGCCGACGGAGAUCAACCAAUCGAAUCAACGUGAUCUGGUCAAUGGGAAACCAGUUGAAAAGUUUCCUGCUCGGAGGGUUAUUCGAGAGUUUAGACGCACCCAGUCGGACGAUAGUUUGAUCUCAGGAAGGGGUUCACCCCUGUUGAAUAGCCUCCAGCACGUUGACAUUGACUUGCUCGUUGAAGCUUACCAAGAAGCAUUGGUAUACACCACAAAUUUUCACGAUGUUUGUAUCGCAAAAUUAUAUAACAAACUGUCACUCUGCUGCGGUACAGAUAUUCUGGUUCACCAAAUGAACGAGCCAGAAUAUGCCUCUGGUGGGAAACAUGAAAGGGCUAGUCGUGAAACAACAAGAAACGGCAUUGAUUCAUCGCAUCCAGAAAAGAUGUCAGGUUCUCCAGUUCCGAGAUAUGAUUUUGAGAAAAAGCGACCGAUUCAGUUGCCUCCUAUAAAGGUCACCGUUAACACCCCUAGUACCAAUGGUGAAAAGCAAAAUGGCACAUCUAAUGCGAGAAGUUGUUCCCCGCGACGAUAUAGUGAUGGGUUAGGGUUUGAUGAUUUUUCACCACCGCUGACACCAAACGGUAAAAAGACAACGUAUCUAGUAUUUCCACCUAAGGGAUCAGACUCUAAAGGAAAACCAUAUCUGAUGAACUGGCCCCCUCCUUUAUUUGAAGAUCACCCCGAUAGUCCACCAUUGGGCGACGGUCGGGGUUCUCCGGAGAUUAUAGAACUAUCCGAUAUUAAUCGUGGGCUUGAACUGCGACCACUAUCCCCUGAGGCAGAAGAUAUGGCGACAUGAUCCAUGAAGAUCACUGGCGGACCAAAAAAUAACUCACGUAUGCAAUCGACAUAGAGUCGGAUCUAUUGAGUCUUAGGAGGGCCUCGAUAUUCUAUUGUCUAAAUACGUUACCGUCAUUGAUCCCCAUAUCCGCCUUUGGAACAGAAAUAGAUUAUCCAGAGCAUUCUUUAAACAAGCCUGUAACAUAAUACAUGUGGUCGGCAGUAUGAUCUAAACUGCUGUCGAUUCUAUAAAUUUUUGAUUACACAAAAUGAUGUAUAUAAUAUCCGAGAAGAAUUAAUCUAUGUAGAGUAAUGGCUAUAUUUAAACAUAGUUGGAAGUUAUGCAAGUCCAUGGAUAUUAAACGCUGCGAGGCAUCGAAUUCAGAUACUAACUCCCAGGUGGAGUUUAUUGAUCCAAAAUUACAAGGACAAUAUCUCAUUGAUGGACUCAUCGCAUUUA